Gossypium raimondii (Peruvian cotton) is the source of this 793-nucleotide messenger RNA. RefSeq names its product protein VASCULATURE COMPLEXITY AND CONNECTIVITY. Bases 85 to 576 code for a protein of 163 amino acids. The transcript has 3 exons. Lineage: Eukaryota; Viridiplantae; Streptophyta; Magnoliopsida; Malvales; Malvaceae. The record is from RefSeq and is a predicted model, not a curated record.
UGAACAAAAAAAGAGGAAGAGAAUUGCCAUUUGUUUCUCGGAACCCAUCUUCAAGUCCUCUAUCAUAAUCAACAAUCAUAAAAUAUGCUUAAACUCAGAGGCCUUCUGAUUUGUUUUCUGAUUGUGGCCAUGGAUGUUGCAGCAGGGAUUCUUGGCAUCCAAGCCGAAGUUGCGCAAAACAAGGUUAAGCACCUGAGACUGUGGAUAUUUGAGUGCAGAGACCCAAGCCAUGAGGCUUUCAAGCUAGCUUUGGGUGCAGCAGUUCUGUUAAGCCUAGCCCACGUUCUCAUUAACCUGCUGGGUGGGUGCAUGUGUGUUUGUUCUCAAGAAGAGUUCCAAAGAGCCUCCCCAAAUAGGCAACUCUCAAUGGCAUGUCUCAUUUUCACAUGGAUCAUAUUAGCGGUGGGAUUGUCGACGCUGGUGAUAGGGAUGAUAUCAAACAACAAAGCCAGGGCGUCAUGUGGUUUCACGCACCAUCAUUUGUUGUCCAUUGGGGGGAUUGUGUGUUUCGUUCAUGGGCUGUUUGCUGUUGCAUAUUACGUUUCCGCCACAGCAGCUACCGACGAAGAAAAGUAAGGGAUGUCAUCAUUUUGUUUCAACUUUACUGAUCAUUGAUAAAACAAAAAUGUAAACAUCUUUGAGUGACAUUAUCAGUCUGGCGGGACAGCUGAUAUUGUUAUUUGCUACAGUUUGGUUUUAAGUUAUUUUAUUAGUUGGGUCAUUGGAAGUUUGACACAUUUUUUAACAUUAUCAGUCUCCAUAGCGUUGCUUUAAUAAAAAAAGAGAUUUGCAA